AUGGUUCAGUGGACGCCCGAGAAAGAUCAAACUCUCCUCAAGGGUGUCUUUCAGUUUGCGGACAUCAAGAUGAGCAAGGAGCUUCUCGAGCACCUCGCCAGCUUGAUCGGCGAUGGCUGCACUCCGAAGGCUAUCCAGCAUCGUCUCACUAAUAUCAAAAACACGGGCAAGCCGGUUCGCGACCUCAAUGCCACUCCAACGAAGCCCAGUCCAGCCAAAGAGAAGGCCGUCCGGUCCACCCCUUCUAAGACACCCAGUUCCGCCCGCGGCCGCGGUCGCCCCAAGAAGAACGCGGACACGGCUGGUGAGCCUACGAAUGACCUCGAUGGUUCCUUGUCUCCGUCUACGGGUCGCAAGCGCGGUCGCACUACGGAGGCCACCGAUGGUGUCACCAACGGCAAGAAGGUCAAAAAGGAGGAGAUCGAGGAGAACAUCUUCCAGGAUGCUGCUGACCAGGCGGUUGAGGAGGCAGAUGAUGCUCAAGACGAGAUCUGA
This is a messenger RNA of Didymosphaeria variabile, 495 nucleotides long. RefSeq lists its product as uncharacterized. Bases 1 to 495 code for a protein of 164 amino acids. The record is from RefSeq and is a predicted model, not a curated record. The transcript is spliced from 3 exons. NCBI's taxonomy places the organism in Eukaryota, Fungi, Ascomycota, Dothideomycetes, Pleosporales, Didymosphaeriaceae.